UAAAUUUGCAUUGAAAUUUACUGUUUUCUUAUUGGUAGGUUUAAUUGUUUCAACUAAGGGAAACAUAUCUUGAGUUAUACAAAUAAUAUCUAAAAUUACAUGAUUAUUAUCUGCUGUAUCCAAUGAUUUCCUGACAACUGUUAAUGAGUAUAUAUAUUCUUUUUGUAACUAUUAUAAAUUAUAUAUUACUGCAAUUUAGCAUUAAUGAUCCCAAAAAAGUGAUAAGACCUGCAUACGUAAUACCAGCCUCAUUAUGUAAACAAGAGCAUUAUCAAGUGCCAACAUAUCUCUAUCAUUCACCAACACAAAACAAUGCCAAAGGGAAGGAUAAAAAUAGAGCCCAUAACUAAUAGCGCUGCAAGGAACCAAACUUUCCGGAAGAGGAAGAAAGGUUUACUCAAAAAAGCCAACGAGCUGUCGACUCUCUGCGGUGUCAAAGUUUGUGCGGUUAUCAACAGCUGCGACAAUACGGAGCCGCCGGAGUUUUGGCCGUCAAAGGAAGGCGCUGAAGCAGUGCACUCGGCGUUUAUGGGUGUUGUGCCGGAGGAACGGUGCAAGAGGAUGUACGACCAGGAGAGGCAUCUGGAGGAGAGGAUCCAUAAAGGACAAGAUAGAGCGAUGAGGCUACAUACGGAUAAUAGGGAGAUUGAGCUUAGAGAGGUUAUGUUCGAUCUUCUCAGGGGGAAGACGCUGAUGCCGCAUCAGUAUGGUGAUCCAAGUUUUAUGAGAGACCUGAAUCUUUUCAUUGGUGAUUAUGCCAAUAAGGUAACUUACAGGACCCAGUUCCUCGAGGGGAAUGUUGAGCAUGUUCCUCCUAAUGUCGCUGCUACCGAUGCACCUGGUCCUGUUGUUGGUGAUGUGAACCCUGUUUUUGUCGGAACCGAGGGUUCGGUAAGUAACCCUACUGAAGCUUAUGAUCAUAUGCGUCAAUAUGAUGGUAUGGAUAUGAGUGUGAAUGAGCAGGCUCCUGGAGGUUUUAAUGAUCAUGUUCAUCAUCAAGAACCAUUUCAAUAUCAAACUCCUACUAACUUUUAUGAUCAGACUCAGCCUAUGUUUUAUGGUUCGAGCCAGGGUAUGGAUAUGAAUCAUCAAGAACCAUUUCAAUACCAAAGUCCUGCUAACUUUGAUGACCAGACUCAGCCUAUGUUCUAUGGUUCGAGCCAGGAUAUGUAUACAGGUUUGAAUCAUGAUCAGGGACAGAGUUCGAAUCAGUAUCCAAAUUCAAACCAAUCGUUCAUGAGUCUUUUGAUGGGACAACCUCAGCAGAUGAGUGAUGUUCAAGAGCCUGCAAGAGUUGCUUCCAUGGGUGACAACAAUAAUGGCUAUCACCAAUUACUAGUCACCAGUCAGAUGCCUUUCACCACCACCACCACCGCUGCCGCCACCGAUCUUUCUGGUCAUAGCAUCAACAAUGGUUGGCCAACGAGGUUUGGUUUGGACUGAAGUUUUUGCGUUUGCAUUUCUGAAUUUUUAUAUUGUAAUGAUUAAAGGUUUUGGCCUUUAAAUCAGUUAUGUUAUUAUCAUUAUCAGGCAAUAUUGUAUCUGUACCAUAUUGUCCUUGAAUAUUUUAUCAUUUUGAAUAAAAACUUUUGCUUUUUUGUAUUUUUUCCUUAAGGCCAUGGAGGAAGAAUGCAACGAGCAUUUCGCAAAAAAAUAUUAUCAGACAAACCAGUAAUCAAGAAAUGUGGCCAUAAGACAUAAAUAUAUAUAGAGUUAGGUGACAUGUAAUUGCGUGUGGAUGUAGAAUGCUUAUUUAAGAUACACCAUUAUCUUCCCAAAGCCACAUGUCAUGCGAUAAAUAAUCGGGCAAAUCUCCAAAAUAGCACAUUUCUAAGUUUAUAUAAAAAAAAUAGCCUUUAAAAACUAAAAUGACCAAAAUAGCAUUUUAUCGUUUUAAAAUUUUAAAUUUUUUUUAUUUUUCAAAAUUUGAAAUCUUAUCCCAAAACCCCACUCCCCAACUCUAAACCCUAAACCCUAAACCCUAAACCCUAAACCCUAAAUCCUAAACCCUAAAUCCUAAACCCACUCCUUAACUCUAAAUCCUAAACCCCACCCCUUAACUUUGGUUUGGAAGUAGAUAAUCUUUUUUCCAUGUCUAUAAACUUGCUAUAGGUUUUCUCUUACAUAAAGGUAGAAUUAGAUUGUAAAAAGGUUUUUUGAAGUGAAUAAAAUUUAAAAUUUUUUCAAAAAAAAAAGAAAAGCUUCUCUAACGUAAUAGACCAUUUUAAACUCACCAUACGCACUGCAAGUAAUAAAAACUAUCAUUUCUAUUGCAAUAUGAAGUUUUCUUUUUUUGUAAGUAUGUGAAUUUUUCAUUACUCAAGAUAAUGAUACAAUGAAAUAUAAAUAGAGUUUGAGAGAUCAAAUUCUAAUGCAUCUAGGAUAGCUAAUCAAAGCAAAGGUCUUAGAAAGUCCCCCAAUGAAAUUAAAAAGACUUUCAAAGACGAAGAAUGUUUAAUCAUCACCUAAAGAACGGUUGAAGCUUAACUAGAACAUGAUUUCAGAAAACCAAUAACAGUCCAGGAGUUUGAAGCUUACUCUUGUAGCUGGUACCUGCAUCAAACAUCAGAGUAUAUCAGCCGGAGAAUAAGCCUUGGAACCGAAGCUUAUCCCAAAGGCGACUUCGAAAGGAAUCAAAGCGAAGCAGGUUUUACUAAGUCCUGGUCCGGCUAACAUCCGGUGAGGUCCACUCCAGACGUGGAACAACUCCAAAGUAACGUGACGGUUCCUUGAAAACCCUAUUCUGAUGAAAAGAAUUCAACAGUUAAAGCGUGGAGUGACUGUGGCAGAAG
Messenger RNA from Brassica napus (rape), 2792 nucleotides. Its product is annotated as MADS-box transcription factor PHERES 1-like. Lineage: Eukaryota; Viridiplantae; Streptophyta; Magnoliopsida; Brassicales; Brassicaceae. The transcript has a single exon. Gene Ontology annotation, molecular function: protein dimerization activity; RNA polymerase II cis-regulatory region sequence-specific DNA binding; DNA-binding transcription factor activity, RNA polymerase II-specific. The coding region runs from base 313 to 1443 and encodes 376 amino acids. Gene Ontology annotation, biological process: regulation of transcription by RNA polymerase II. The record is from RefSeq and is a predicted model, not a curated record.